Messenger RNA from Cucumis sativus (cucumber), 2344 nucleotides. Its product is annotated as BAG family molecular chaperone regulator 5, mitochondrial. Gene Ontology annotation, molecular function: electron transfer activity; protein-folding chaperone binding. The record is from RefSeq and is a predicted model, not a curated record. Gene Ontology annotation, cellular component: plasma membrane; plasmodesma. Gene Ontology annotation, biological process: protein folding. The transcript has 2 exons. NCBI's taxonomy places the organism in Eukaryota, Viridiplantae, Streptophyta, Magnoliopsida, Cucurbitales, Cucurbitaceae. The coding region runs from base 1414 to 2142 and encodes 242 amino acids.
AAAGUAAAAUUGGAAUUUCACCUUUACUAAAGCAAAGCAAAGCAAGCGAUUCUCUCUCUCCAAAAAAAAAAUAUAAUAAUACUCUCUUUUUUUAAAUUCUCAUCUCUUUCUCUUUUUCUCCAUUUAUUUUGUUCAAACUCCGAGCAAAUGGAGAGAGCGCCUUGAAGAGAGUACUUUUCAUAUUAGAUUAAAAGCUUCAGCCCCUGGGCAUGGCAGCGCCGAUGAAGAAGCUUGUGGCGGUUCUUACAGUGGCAUUUGUUUUGCGAACAGCGGUACCGGUUGCCGGAAUGGAAACGCACCAUGUGGUUGGCGGCGACAGAGGAUGGGACGUCGAUUCGGACAUCGGCUCUUGGUCGGCCGGAAGAAUAUUCAGAGUGGGAGACAAAAUUUGGUUCGCAUACUCUGUGGCACAGGGUAACAUAGUGGAGGUGCAAAGGAAAGAGGAAUAUGAAGCGUGCAACGUAACCAAUUUCACGAGGAUGUAUAGUGACGGCAUAGACAUCGUGUCCUUAAAUGGAGAAGGAAUUCGGUACUUCGCUAGUAGCAAAGCCGAGAACUGCAAAAAUGGCUUAAAACUUCACGUACAAGUGCAAGCCCAGGCCCAAGCCCAAACCACUAUGAACGACGUGGCAGAUAAUGAUUCGGAGGCAGUUCCACCUACUCCUUCAACCUCUUCUCCACCACUCUUCACUCCCCCCACCCCCCUUUCUUAUCUCACUCUUUUGCUUCUUGCCCAUGCCUUUACUUAAUUAAUUGCUGCAUUACAUAAACAUGUUGUUUCCUUUUAAUAAAAUCAACUCUUCUACUUCUACUUUUACGCCAUUUGUGUCUUUCUUGCCUUUUACUUUCUUUAAUCUUAUGCCAAUCUUAUUUAUAUUGCUUACCUUAUAUACAUUCCAUAUUCAUGGUGAUAAUGUAGAAAAAGAUGAACUCAAAACCCCAUCUUUCCUCCUAAAUUUAUUUAUAUGUUAUCAUAAUUCUAUAAACAAACAAAAAUACUUAAAUCUAUCACUUCUUCAAAAGUAGCUUUUUUAAAUCUCUAAAACCCAAAUAUUAUUUACUCAAUGCUUCAUAACAUUCAAAUUCAUACCAAUAAAAAAUGCACCUCUCUUUAACAAAUAAUAGAGUUUAUAUCAGGUAUGUUUUAUUUUAAUUAAUUUUUGUUGUGAUGUAAUGGAGUUUUGGUUAUUUGUAUGUAGUGAAAAGAUGUUCGAACUUGAUAGUGUAGGAUAGAAAAUGUGUUUGGAGGGAAUUUAAAAAAUUGAAGAAUGUUUGACCUAAUUUGUUUGCGUUUAAAUAAUAAAGUAAAUGUAAGAAAGUAAAUUAAAAAGAUAACUGAAUUAUAAAAUAGGAUAAAUUGGGAGGAAAAAAAAGAAAAAGGAAAAAGAAGAUGAAAAGAAAAGUAGAGUGGGAAUGAGUAUGAAUUAUGAUCCACCAUGGAAAAGGAGAUCAUCGGAUGCUCCUAAAACGGUAGCCACUCUGCUCCUCCAAAUCUCACACAAUAUUCCACUUCCACACUUCUUCACCCUCCAUCCCCCUUCCUCCAUGAAUACCACCACCUCCUUCUACUACACCACCUCUUUCUCCCACUCUUUUCACAAUCACGAUGACCAUUCUACCCCUCCCAACCCCACCCCAAUUCUCAUCCAACCUCCUCCUCUCCUCCACUCCUCUGCCGCCUCCAAGAUCCAAGCCGCCUACCGUUCUCACCGGAUCCGCAAUCUCUUCAAAACCAUCGCAGCCGUCGACACAGAGGCUGAUCAGAUCCAGACUCUAAUCCAGCGCCAGGAGACGGUCGACGCCGUUAGGAGCAACCAACUCGAGAAGCUCAGGAUGAACGAGGCCUUGAUGACUCUUCUUCUGAGGCUGGACUCGGUGCCGGGGAUUGACCCCGCGGUGAGGGAAGCGAGGAGGAAGGUCAGCCGUCGGAUCGUGGGCCUGCAGGAGAUCUUGGAUGCCGUGUCGGAGGCGAAGGUGGACUUCAACGGAUGGGAUUGCGACGGACUUGUGAGGAAUUGGGACGAGACAGUGGCGGAAAUGGAGGCGGAGGUUUGCCGGGAGAGAGGGGGCGAUGAAAUGGAGAGGUUCUGCGCUCAGUACUUAGGGUUCCGUUGCUUCCAGAGGUUUCUCAGUGGGUCAUGAUCUGGUGUGGUGUUGCGUAUAGUUGUUUUGAAUGUGUUUCAUUAGAUUUAGACACGUGUUUUAUUUGUAUUAUUAUUAUUAUUAUUAUUAUAAAAUGUAAUGUAUUGUAAAAUUACAAAAGGAUAUAAUGUAGUGGAACAAUUGUAUUGUAUGUGUUUACAAAUAUUCUAGUGUUUAUUUUAUAGAGCUUAUUACGAUAGCC